ACAACUUCAGUCACAUCGGCGCGCUCCGUGACUACACACGCUGGGAUCAUUGCCCUCCACACUUCAGCCUGCUGGACUCGAAGAAAUCUUUCAUCCAUUCGGAGACUGAAGAGUUCUGUGACCCGCAAUGCAUAGCAGAGCAGGCUUUCUAAGGUCCGGGCUGCGCCUGGUAUGCAGGCAGCAACAACGGCUCGCUAGUGUUUCCAGACAUAUUGUUAAGUCGCCCUUACCAGACGUCGAACUGCCGACCCUCUCUGUACCAGAAUACGUGUGGCAGCAUGUUGACCAAUGGCCCAAUAAAGUGGCCUUCGAAUGCGGUGUGACGGGUCGUCACUACAGGUACGCGGAGGCGCGCGAACUCUGUCGGCGGUUCGCGGCAUCUCUGCGCCGGGCCGGUCUGCAGCCCGGCCAUACACUCGUCAUUGUGAUGCCCAACACAGCAGAGUGGCCAAUCAUAUUACUGGGCUCUGUGGAGGCUGGAAUUGUUGUCUCUACUGCUAACCCAGACUGCACGGCUGAUGAACUGUCGCGGCAGUUAAGAGACUGCGAGCCCAAAGCAAUAGUGACACUGUCCACUGUACUCCCCAAGGUGCAGAAAGCCAUCGCACUGGCUGCCAGACAAGUGAAGCCUCUCACUGUCAUCGCACCGGGAAUUGAACCGGGGUCUCACAUUCCGACUGGGACUGUUGACUUCCGAGAGAUGAUUCGAGAUGGAAUUGAUACUUCAGACUUUCGAUUUACUGGGAACGCCGAAGACACGGCAGUUCUGCCGUACUCAAGCGGGACGACGGGGUUUCCCAAAGGUGUGAUGCUGAGCCACCGAAACAUAGUUUCAAACAUCGCACAGCACAACGAUUCGCCUGAGAUAAGUACCUGUGAGCCCGCCCUAGGUUCACAUCAGGAUGUCCUGCCUGCAAUUUUGCCCUUCUACCACGUCUAUGGCUUGAGCGUUAUGUUGCUGGCUAAAUUAGCCCAAGGUGUCAAGUUCGUGACGCUGCCCAGAUUCGAACCCAACUCCUUCUUCAAACUGCUAGACGAACAUCAGGCGACUGUACUGUAUUUAGCGCCUCCACUCGUUCUGCUCCUGGCUUCGCAUCCCGGUGUGAGGCCGAAGCACCUCCAAUCACUCCGCCACGUUAUGUCCGGGGCGGCGCCAUUGGGAAGUCUUGAUGUGGAGCGCUUUUUGAGGAGGACACCGCCAACAACUGACAUCCUCCAAGGGUACGGCAUGACAGAGGCCUCGCCCUUGAUCACACAUGGGAUCAUCGGCAGCACCGACUACGACUCCGCUGGCGUACCAGUUCCCAACACAGAGAUGAAGGUGGUGGACGCAGAGACCAGAACUGAUCUCCCUCAGGGGGAAAUGGGCGAGAUCUGCCUCCGGGGCCCGCAGGUGAUGAAAGGUUACUUAAACCGACCUGAGGCUACCGCUGAGAUGAUCGACAGUGAGGGCUGGUUACAUACAGGCGACCUGGGUUAUUACGACAAGGAGGGUCAUUUCUACGUCGUGGACAGACUGAAGGAACUCAUCAAGGUCAAGGGCUUCCAGGUAGCACCAGCGGAACUGGAGGAGAUUCUGCGCAGUCAUCCUGACAUUGACGACGCAGCAGUAAUUGGCGUCCCUGACGAGAGGGCGGGCGAGGUUCCAAGAGCUUUUGUUGUUCCUAAAAGAUCUCAAAUCUCCGAAGAAGAUGUGAAGAAAUACGUGGCAGAGAAAAUGUCAGAGUACAAGCAGCUGAAAGGGGGAGUGGAGUUCCUCGCCAGCGUCCCUAAGAGCCCUUCGGGCAAGAUCCUGCGAAGGAUGCUGAAAGGCCAAUAGCAAACGUGACCACCAUAACAGCGCCCCUAGGAUGAACGUAUUGAAAAUUCGGUUAAGUUAGAUAGGCUGAAUGUACAGAACCUUGGAAGAGCCCAGGAAUGUAAUCAAGAGGUAGAGUUUAUGACUUAUGAUAUGCCCUCUUCAUUGGUACGUUUGGUGUUCGAAAUUAAGAAAAGUAAAUGCCAGUUGGCCGGUCACGGUAGCCGAGCGGUCUAAGGCAUGCACUGUCUUCGCUCGCUCGGAAGCCGGGAUCGUGGGU
This is a messenger RNA of Cryptotermes secundus, 2078 nucleotides long. Its product is annotated as 4-coumarate--CoA ligase. Gene Ontology annotation, cellular component: mitochondrion. The transcript is spliced from 9 exons. Gene Ontology annotation, biological process: long-chain fatty acid metabolic process; fatty-acyl-CoA biosynthetic process. Lineage: Eukaryota; Metazoa; Arthropoda; Insecta; Blattodea; Kalotermitidae. The coding region runs from base 128 to 1819 and encodes 563 amino acids. Gene Ontology annotation, molecular function: long-chain fatty acid-CoA ligase activity. The record is from RefSeq and is a predicted model, not a curated record.